UAAUACAUUUACAGUCGUUCAUGUUAAAAGAUAGAUAUGCUAUGUUGCUGAUAAAAAUAGCAACAUCUGCCUAAACUUGAGUAAUGAGAUGAUUUAAAAACUCACUCCUGUGCUCACCUAAUUGUCAUAUUGUGCAGUAGAAAAAAAAUGACACAUUGUGAUUUCUAUUUUAAAAUCAUGAGUUAAAGUUAUGAUAUUUCAUCCAACAUGUUAAGUCCCACGUGCUAAGAUUUGAAAUGUACUGCAUAACAGGAAUGACCCGGUCAUUUUUGCCUCUGCCAUCUUGACUCAGUGUGCAUGUAUGUCUGGGUAAUGUUCAGAGGAGCAGUGAUUGAAUAUCUAGAUAAAACUUCAAAGUAUCCAUGCAUUCUCUCUCUCUCUCUCUCUCUCUCUCUCUCUCUGUGGUAAUGAGGGGUCCAGGUGCAGCGUGCAGGUGGUCUAGAGAAAGAUUGUCUGGAAAGACAUUCUGUCUUUUCCUUUCUAUUCUUUUUGGGUGAAAAGUGUUCUUUCUCCAUCCAGAUGUGGCAGUAUUUUCUCACAGGCCUGCGGAGUGACCUUUGUGGCUCCGUUGCCCUCGCACAAGCCCGGCAGACCUUGGCCCAGGUGCUGUGUGAGACCCUUGAGGUCUUAGUUCAGAGGUACUCAAGAGCGCAACCCUCCUACAAAAGACUCUCCCAGAUCAGGGUUGAUAUUACAGCUAUUCUGCUGUGCGUGGAGCAUCUGAUGUGGAGUGUGUGUGACUCUGUGGAGGAGUUGCUAAGGCCUGAUGCAGCUCAUGGAUCUUGGAUGUGGUCCAUACACAGCCUGUGUAACCAGCUGCUGACUGUACUGAUCAUCCUUACAUCACCUCCAGCAGAGCUGCACAGGGUUUUUCAGGGAGGCUGCGGUGGAGGAAGCAACAGAACUCCAAAGUUUCCAGAGGGAGUGAACAGUCAUGAAACAAAGUGGCUGAGCGUAAUCAACCCAACACUGUUCACAGAGGAGCUGCUGAGGGAUUUUCCAGCUUGUGAGGGAUCCUCUUUAUGUCUGUUUGAGCUACUGGUGUCUGAACCCUGUUACAAUCCAGUUCUACUUCUGCAGACCAUCCUUCACAAGGACUGCUUACUGCUACAGAUCAUCAUUUCAUACUCAUGUCUCUGCAUGGACAGAGGAACAGAAGUGUCCCCUGAUAUUUACACUGCAACUGAAGAGUUUUUGGAAGCUGUUUUUUCUGUCCUGUCCUCCCUCAACUACCUCCCCAGGGUUUUAACUCGAGCGCUAGAGGGCUACCUGGACCAGAGACACCUUUGGGAGCACUUUUACAACUUAGCAGACUCCAGUAAAGAGGAGCCGACUUUGUUUAAAUGCAUCAGGUCCAUUGUUUGUGAAUCCACUACCAAACUUUUGAUCCACCUGGUCAGCAUGAUGCAGGCAUGCAAAGACCAGUCGGGACCCCUGGUUCGACAGCACAUACCAGAAAAUGUCCUAAGCAAAAUUCCAAAAGAGUGGAACUACAUUCCACAAGAUCCUAAGUUUAAUGAAACCAGCAAGAACAGCAUGAAUCAAGCUAUGCAAGCCCUCUCUUUCAUCUUCACCCACCUUCCGUCAACCAUAGCCUUCCUUCCACUGCCUGUGCGCUUCCUGUUCACCAUGGCAGAGAAGAGGCUUUCCCAGCAUGCCAGACAGCUGAGGUCUACCGGCCUGCUCCUCUGGGUCUUAUUGGGCAGCCUCUGUCAGGAUCUAGAAAAUGGAGCUCUUGUCUGGACAGCCCCUGGAGAGAGGGGCCAAGGAUAGGCUGAGUCUGCUAUCAGAAUGUCUGCAGGUCAGCCUAGGCCAGUAGAAGUGUGUUCCCAAGCCUCUGGUCCAUAAGGUGCUCCAGGGCCUGGAAGAGAAGUAGCCCAAAUGGGCCUCCAUGCAGCUGCAGAAGGCACGAAAGCUUUGCUG
Molecule: messenger RNA, 1923 nt
Organism: Sinocyclocheilus grahami
Lineage: Eukaryota; Metazoa; Chordata; Actinopteri; Cypriniformes; Cyprinidae
Exons: 8
Coding region: 520-1773 (417 amino acids)
Source: RefSeq, a predicted model, not a curated record